Molecule: messenger RNA, 2736 nt
Organism: Malaya genurostris
Lineage: Eukaryota; Metazoa; Arthropoda; Insecta; Diptera; Culicidae
Product: mutS protein homolog 4-like
Exons: 6
Coding region: 1-2736 (911 amino acids)
Biological process (GO): reciprocal meiotic recombination; mismatch repair
Cellular component (GO): nucleus
Molecular function (GO): ATP binding; ATP-dependent DNA damage sensor activity; mismatched DNA binding
Source: RefSeq, a predicted model, not a curated record
AUGAAUUUUAUGAAGAAUCGUAUCCGUAGAAAAACGGACAUAUUCCGUAAACCACAGAUUUUCCGUCACAUUGAUCUUGACCGCCCAGGUUCCAGUCGUGGGAACACGAGAAGCAUUCAUAGCUCUAUGAACAAAACAUUGGCGGCCAAUGAACCGUACGUGGUGUGUGCCAUCGCUGAGGGUCGUGGCCAUGCCACGCUUGAGAUCGGCAUAAGCGCAGUAGACAUAUCGGCCCCGGUACUGCAAAUGACCCAGUUUAGCGACAAUUUCUGGUAUUCCAAUGCUUUAACCUUGCUUCAAGCUUUUGAUCCUGUCGUGAUCUUUUUCAGUGAUCAUUCGUUGGAUUGUCAGGCAUCAACAUUGUCGAGCGUGAUUCAGCAAAUUCUCCCGGACGUUCGAACUGUUGGUCUACCAAGAAAUUUUUUCAACGAUUUCAAUGCUCAAAAGUAUAUGGAUAAAUUGUGUAGUUUAAGCUAUCAAACGGUAAAACAUUGUAUAGUAUCCAAGUACUAUGGAUUGGCUGCUGUUGGGGCAAUUUUGCGAUAUUGUUUCGAAAGUGAUUUGCUAAGAAUCGCUCCUAGAUCACUUCAGUUUCGAUAUUUGGAUAAGAGAUGCACUCUGGCGAUAGACGUGGAGUGCGUUCGUCAUCUGGAGCUGAUUUGUUCUCUCAAGGAUACUACUGAUGAAUGUUCAUUGUAUAAGCUUGUGAAUCACUGCAUUACGGGAAUCGGGAAGCGGCAUCUACGGGCGAGCUUGUUGGAGCCUAGUAGCAAUCGGGACACUUUGGAGGCUAGACUCAACAGUGUUGAAGAAUUACUUGCAAAGAGGGAUAUAUUAUGUGGAAUUCAGGGUAUUUUACGGAACUUGGUGGACAUUGGUGGCCUGAUGAAACUGUGCGUGGAUGUAGACAAUUUGAAAACUACCAAACAAAAAACAAUUCAUGUAUUGAACCAAGUCUGCAUUCUUCGGAAUGUAUUGCUUUGUGUUCCGGACAUUGCAGUCCUGCUGCAACAGGCCGCAUCCUCUACAUUCACCGACAUUAGGCAAUCAUUGAAAAAUCAAACUUAUAAAAUAUUACUCGACAAGAUUUGCAUCGUUCUGUAUUCGGGUUACGAUGGUUUUCAAAUGACCGACUAUCACAGGGUCUUUCUGGUUAAACCGGGUGUCUCUUCCUCUCUGGACCUAGUUCGUGGAAUGUAUUCCAAAGUAAUUGAUGAUAUAAGAGAACACGUAGCCGAACUAGCACAGGAGCAUCGCAUAUUGUUAAAAAUGUGUUUCACGAAGGCGCUUGGGUUUCACAUGCAGUUGAAUAUGAAAGAUCUCGGAUCUAGUAUACCUCACAAUUUCAAGAUAGUGAACCGAUCGGGACAGAGGCUCAGUUUGACCACAGGUCAACUUCAUGCUUUGAACGAAAGAAUAUACGCAAUUGUUCACGAAAUUGAGAAAGUCAACUAUGCCACGAUUGAAAAAUUGAUCGAUGAUAUUCGGGCAGAUGUGGACUCUGUCUACAUAUUGGUAGCGCACAUCACCAACCUAGACAUACUGCAAUCUUUAACCAUGGUCAGUCAGGACAAGGAUUAUUGUCGGCCGAGUUUUGGAAGAUCUACCAAAGUUGUUGCAGCACGUCAUCCGUUGCUAGAGUCGUACGGGAAAAGCGAGAAAAUGGUUGAAAACAAUAUCAUUGCAACCCCCGAAUACAACGUAUUUAUAGUUACCGGUCCAAAUAUGAGUGGAAAGACUGUCUAUUUGAAAACAAUCUGCCUUCUGCAGAUCAUGGCUCAACUUGGUUGCUUUGUUCCGGCAAGCAAAGCCGAGUUUCGGAUAGCAGAUAGCUUAAUGGCAAUAUUCGGGUCGGCAGAAAAUGUUGAACAGGAGUUGUCAAAUUCAUCCCGUAUGUUGCGAAAAUUUAAAAUCAUAACCCACAGUUUGACUGUGAAUAGUCUUGUCAUAGUUGAUGAACUUUUUGGAGAUACUCAGUGUCCUGAUGUUGGAAGUUCCCGUUGGAAACUUCUGGAACGCAUUGUCAAAUUUAUCAAUUUUCAGGAUGGUGCAGCGUGUGAAAGUCUUGCUGCCAUUGGACGACCGUUUGUUUAUCUCACCACACAUUGUCAUGCCAUGCUGCGUCCAUUGGAGCAGUUCAAUAACGUUUCGCGGCUUUGUCUGCAAACGGAAACCCUCAACGUAGGCGGUAUUGAUCGACUUCGCUACAAAUACACCGUUGCUGAGGGUAAAACCAAAACGAAGAAUUACGGUAUUUCGCUGGCCAGAGGUGUAGGCAUGCCGGAAAGUGUGAUCAAGCGUGCUGCAGAAAUCAAUGAUCAGUUGAGAAGUAGUUCGACUGACGGACCAUUUGCUCAUGAUACAAACUCUUUCAGUGAAACAAUAUCUACAUACACCAACAAUCGUCAAAUUGACAAGCAAUUGUACAAUUUGUAUGCUCAAGUUGCCUCAAUGAUUUCGGAAUCGGAUGAACCAGAUUACAGAAGACUCGGAGAACAGCUGAACUGUUUGCUGUCGGAAAUUAGUGCAACACUUCCAAACCAGGUUAUUGAAAAUCUGAAAGCAACUCCUCUGAAUGUACUACUUCAGGAGAGGAAACAAAGCACACCUAGUAAUUUCAUUGGGUCUAGCAACAUUGAGUCCUUAGUGGAUGAUCCUAUCAAUGCUUCAUUUACGACAAGUUAUGAACAGUUUAAAUUUGAUGAAACUAGCGAUUAUGAGUUCGAAUUGUUUUAG